UCGCGUUUGCAGGACAUGUCCCGUGGCCGGCGGUCGUUCUUUCUGUUAUGCGGUCUGCUGGCGCUGGGACUAAAAGGUGCCCUAUGCGACCACGGCUCAGACUCGUCGCAACAGGACCACGAGCAGCAGCUGCUGCACCACAACUCGCACCAGCAGCCUCCGUCGACCACGCACCAGCAGCUCAAGGCCGAGCGGUCGGGCACGUACUAUUUGCACGACGUGGACAACAAGGCCCGCUUCGGCGUCGCUGGCGUUGGCGGCUCGGGACUGACGCUGCUGCUGCCCAUCCUCCUUGUGCUCGGCCUGUUCGUCAUCAUCAUCCCAAUAUUCGGGCUGCUCUUCACCACGGGACUCGCCGGAGGGUUCGGAGGCGGAGGUUUCGGAGCCGGCGUGCCCGGUGGACUCUACCCGGCCGCCUCGGCAGCCGGACGCAAGUGGGUCGGCGCGGAUUCGCCCCUACUGAGCCAGGAGAACGUCAUCAAGAUGGUCAGCUACGUCGACAAGGCGCUGCAGGACUUCGGAAAGCAGUUCAAGAACAAGCAAAGCUAACUGCACG
Molecule: messenger RNA, 556 nt
Organism: Rhipicephalus sanguineus (brown dog tick)
Lineage: Eukaryota; Metazoa; Arthropoda; Arachnida; Ixodida; Ixodidae
Exons: 1
Coding region: 16-549 (177 amino acids)
Source: RefSeq, a predicted model, not a curated record